CCAUCCAGGCUGAGCUAUGGCGGAAGACAGCCGCUGGAGAGGGAUUUCCAGGCAGGAUUAAGGUUCAGGAUUAAAUCAGGGCUUGAAAAGGGGUCGGGUGGGGAGGGCUGGCGACCGGGCUAAUCCCAGCAGCUAAUCUCCAGCUCCUCCUUUCUCCAUCACUUACCAGACUUGACAUUCCCCACCCCCCCAAAUCCCUUUCUUACCCGUCCCCCAGUCCCAGGGGGAGGCAUUCCCUCCAUUUUAUGGGUGAGGGAAUUGAGACUUGGAGCCCAAGUGACUUGUUCUUUGUGCAGUAGAAAGCGCCCCAGGCUGGGAAUGCGGCACAUGGGAGAGGGCUUGGAAAACCACUGUGCAGUCCGCUGGUCCCCGACAGCCCCGCUCCCUGGUCCUGAAUGGACCCGGCUCAAAGCUGUGUGCGGGCUGCCUCUGCUUCAGGGAGCCGGCAGAACAGCCCGCUCCCCCAAGGCGCUGCCCGGCAGAGGCCGCAGGGGCAAGAGGGCCCCUCCUAGAGCCUUGCUGUCUUCACUCCCACCCUCCUUCCUAGGCCUCCCAUGGCUCCCCAUGGCUGUUCCAGGCCCAAUCCACAGGGGUCCCCGCUUCCAAGAGCCCAGAGAGGAGGCUCCCUCCUAGAGGCCUCCUAGUUCUUUCUUCUGAUGUUCAAGGGGGAGGGAAGGAUACUCAUGGAAACUGUGCUCAGCUCAUUUUAAUUCUCAUAACUCUUUGGGGGUAGGACUUGGUUUCCCCUUCUUCCAGAUGGGGACUCCGAGGCUCAGAUGGGUUAAGAGAGCUGUCUAGGGUUGCACAGUUAGCGAGUUGCCCGCAAGCGCCCCAGUCGCGGCCUGCAUCAUCUCCGUUCUCUGGGAGUUUGGCUAGCCCAGCUCUGGGGUCCCCAUAGAAGGGCAGGGGACCUGAAAGAGAGCUGGGCUCCUGACUUAGCACCUCUUCUGCCCCCCUUGCCAGAGCCAGCCAGGCCACAGCGUGGACGCACUUCCAGGCCGCUGUGGCCCCAGCCCCGCCUGACAGGAUGAGCAGCUCAGAUGCGGGGCUGGAGGAGGAGCCGGAGCUCAGCAUCACCCUCACGCUGCGGAUGCUGAUGCAUGGGAAGGAGGUCGGCAGCAUCAUCGGGAAGAAAGGAGAGACCGUAAAACGGAUCCGGGAGCAGAGCAGCGCCCGGAUCACCAUCUCCGAGGGCUCCUGCCCGGAGCGCAUCACCACCAUCACUGGGUCUACGGCGGCCGUCUUCCACGCGGUCUCCAUGAUCGCCUUCAAGCUGGACGAGGAUCUCUGCUCUGCUCCUGCAAACGGUGGGACCGUCUCCAGGCCUCCAGUGACCUUACGCCUUGUCAUCCCCGCCAGCCAGUGUGGCUCGCUGAUUGGGAAGGCGGGCACCAAGAUCAAGGAGAUCCGAGAGACUACAGGUGCCCAGGUGCAGGUGGCAGGGGACCUGCUCCCCAACUCCACAGAGCGCGCUGUCACCGUGUCCGGGGUGCCUGAUGCCAUCAUCCUGUGUGUGCGCCAGAUCUGUGCUGUUAUCCUGGAGUCCCCACCCAAAGGAGCCACCAUCCCGUAUCACCCCAGCCUCUCCUUAGGUACCGUCCUUCUUUCCGCCAACCAGGGCUUCUCCGUCCAGAGUCAGUAUGGGGCUGUGAGCCCAGCUGAGGUCACCAAGCUCCAGCAGCUCUCCGGCCACGCAGUCCCCUUCGCCUCGUCCAGCAUGGUGCCAGGACUGGAUCCUGGCGCACAGACCAGCUCUCAGGAGUUCUUGGUUCCCAACGACCUGAUUGGCUGCGUGAUCGGGCGCCAGGGCAGCAAGAUCAGUGAGAUCAGGCAGAUGUCAGGGGCUCACAUCAAGAUUGGGAACCAGGCUGAGGGCGCCGGCGAGCGGCACGUGACCAUCACUGGGUCCCCGGUCUCCAUCGCUCUGGCUCAGUACCUCAUCACUGCCUGUCUAGAAACGGCCAAGUCUACCUCUGGGGGGACGCCCAGCUCGGCCCCCGCAGACCUGUCUACCCCCUUCUCGCCGCCCCUGACGGCCCUGCCCACGGCUCCCCCAGGCCUGCUGGGCACGCCCUACGCCAUCUCCCUGUCCAACUUCAUCGGCCUCAAGCCCGUGCCCUUCUUGGCUCUACCACCUGCCUCCCCAGGGCCGCCGCCGGGGUUGGCGGCCUACACUGCCAAGAUGGCAGCAGCCAAUGGGAGCAAGAAAGCUGAGCGGCAGAAAUUCUCGCCCUACUGAGGCCGGCUGAGGCACAGGCACGGGAGCAGGCAGGACCGCCGGCAGGGGCUGCCUCUGCACCCCACCUGCCCGAGGAGACUCCAGCCUGGGGUCCCAAACACCACUAAUGCUCAGAAGCAUGGAUGCACCCCUGCCUGGCCCCCGUCUGUGGGAGCUCCUGUGCUCAGAGUGGGUGCAGUUUCUGGCCCAGGGUUCUGGGAGCUGCGGCAGUCCCAGGUAGGGGGCUCCACUCCCUCUAGCUCUGUGCUUGGGUGCAGGGAGCAUCCUUAGUGUCCCCACUUUGGGGGUCACUUGUGCACUCCCCUUCCCUUAGGGCUUCCCAGCCUACUUCCCCCUUGUGGGGAUCAGGGAGGAGGGCUGGGGGUGGCUGGGGGCCAUGCUUCUCUCCCCACCUCCCCGCAGAUUCCUGCUGCUUCCACUGAUAACCCUUUUGACUGGAAUGGACUGGCUGGGCUUGGCAGAGGGCAACCCAAAGAGGGGGCACUGCCAGGCAGCUGGGGGAGUCACACGGGGGCAGGGCUGAGUUCUCAGCAGCAGACACUCUGUACAGUUUUUUCAAUCCCUGUUUUUGAAUAAAUAUUCUGAAACCAGGAA
Molecule: messenger RNA, 2833 nt
Organism: Miniopterus natalensis
Lineage: Eukaryota; Metazoa; Chordata; Mammalia; Chiroptera; Miniopteridae
Source: RefSeq, a predicted model, not a curated record